Molecule: messenger RNA, 4193 nt
Organism: Esox lucius (northern pike)
Lineage: Eukaryota; Metazoa; Chordata; Actinopteri; Esociformes; Esocidae
Product: SLAM family member 5-like
Exons: 6
Coding region: 56-970 (304 amino acids)
Source: RefSeq, a predicted model, not a curated record
UGUGUGUGUGUGUGCCUGAAUCUUGAAUAUAAAACGAAUAUACUUCGGUUCCAUAAUGGAUUUCCGCCGACAAGAAAGACAAUGGUUGACACAUCUACUAAUUAUUGUCGGACUGUGCUUCUCUAUCAGCCAGACUGGUGAAGAGAUGCUGACACAGGUUGUUGGAGGAUCCAUCACCUUUUCUAAUUCAACAAAACAAGGUGGCUCUUUAUUAUAUAAUGGUGAUAAUAUAGCUGUGGUGGUUGAAGGAAGAAUGGACUCAUCCUAUAAAGACAGUUUCAAAGACAGAAUUCAGUGGGACCAACAUACUGGACAGUUCACCAUCAGAGACCUAAAAACCAGUGAUUCAGGGAUGUAUAUUGUGGAUGGAAAGGGAGGUGCCAAGACAACAUAUCAACUCACUGUGUAUGAACCUGUUUCUAGGCCCAUGUUGACCACAGCAGGUAAUCAGAUCUGUUCAGUGGAGUGUUCUGUCAAGAAUGACAGAGAUGUGACCCUUUCCUGGUACAAUGGAGAGGAGAUACUCAACCAGACCAGCAGCCCUGACCAUUCCAUCAAGCUCUUUCUCCCUCUGGAGGUGGACAAACAGGACAGAACAUCUUAUAGAUGUGAGGCUGCCAACCCUGUUACCAAGAAGAAUGUGACGUUUCAUGUCCCAGAAUCCUGUCCAGAGACAAAAGUGACAGAUAAUGAUAUUGAGAGGGUCCGUGGGUCUCUUAUUGGAGCUGUAAUGUGUGUUCUGGUUGCUUCGGGAGUGCUUGGGCUUGCAAUCUAUCUUAAGAAAGGAAGAAAUAGAGACGUACAAGAUUCAUCUGAAAGAGAGCAAGCUGUUCUUAUGUACGCAGAAGUAACUCACAGUAAACCAAAACAUAAUCAGGAACUGGGUCCAUGUAAUGAGAACCCUGAAGGGAGAUCAGUUUAUGAUCAAAUCCAGUUACAUCGCAUGGAAAAAUGCGAUAAUGGACAAUAGAGAGAAGAAACAGGAUGUUUACUUACAGGUCGGCAUGCUAACCCACAUUCUGUAGAACUUUAUACCUCAUAAAGUGAAUGUUCAAGACAAAAUUUAAAGAAAGGGCUUAAUCCAGAAAAGUUAGUGGAUGCAAAAUCCCCCCUUAACCAUUGCAGUAUGUCAUUUUUUCCUUUAAUUGUUGACAUAUUAUCUUUAUUGGUAACUGUUGUUUGUGUCAUGAGAACCGCAAUGACAUCCACUGAUAUGGGCCAUUUCAAUAUCUUCCUGAGGCCCAAAUAGAGCUAUAGACAACGAGACACCGAAUCUUGCCAGUACACCACAGGAAGAACAGGAGGUAACACAAGGACAGGAUGAAUAUCUUUUGGGUAUAAAGUGGGGAGCAGGUACAGGAAGGGUGUCGCAGAGUUACAUGACAAUGGGGACAAUAACACCAAUGGACCUCUAACACCUUGGCCUGAUUGUUGCAUUAUUCAAGAGGGGCUUCUAUGUUAGAAAUAUAACUAUGUGGAAGAAAUAUAACAUAUGGAAAGGAUUCUUAUUGAAAGCCUAGAUAAGUACAAUUUCUUCCACAGUUUACACUUCUUUUAUUGCAUCCCCUGUUUGUAUUUCUAUAGGUGUUGAUUGCUUGUCUUGUCAGUUAACACCAGCUAUGUACAUAACAAGCAGCUGUUCCAUGUUUGCUUUUGUUCAAAUUCUAUUGAAACCGUUCUGAAGAGUUGAUCUUAAUUAGUGAGCAUUUUCUCUCUGCAAAUGAUUGUGAAUGAUGUUUUACAGUUAUUACUUUGAGAGUGUAGUUCUGUUCUUUUUUAAUUUUUUAUCAGAACUACAGGAUCAAGUGGUGUGUAUGUAAAAAAUCUACAGUAACAUUUUUAUAUUGCCAUUCCUUGUCUACUGUACAUACAAAGCUAAACACCCCUCUAUUUAUAUUGCAUUUAAAUUAUUUAGUGAAUGCAUACAUAUUCAUUUUGCCCCCCGUGAGAAUGAAACCACACAAACCCACAUCCCUUUAAGAGUACAACUAACACCUUUGUCAAACUUCUGCACACAAUUAGAAAGUGUUGUUCUUGAUCUACAUACAUUAGCAUAGCUUUUGUAAACAUAUCUGGACCUUAAAAAAAUGUCAGUGGUUGAUAUAAUAAUUUGUGGCACUGUAGGGUAUUUGAGUUAUAUUUUACUGUUUUGCAGAAUAAUUAAUGAGAAUGAACAAAAACAUGAAUUCACAUUACACUAUUCUACUAUUACACUAUCAUUAAUUAUUCUAAAAAAAAAAAAACCUUUUGUUAGAGGUUCAAUUAAUUAAAUAAAAUACUUCCACAUGAAUAAUGUAUGACAAAAAUAAUAUUGUUUUACUUCAAAGCUACACAGGAAAUGUGUGUGUUUAUUUAUUUAAAGCCUUUUUGUCAACUUUUGUCCUGUUUGUGAAUUUUUGUAACAUGUUACUGUAAACUGUGAAUUCCUAGAACCAUCCUAUAUAUAUUCAGUAUAUCUAUAAGCAAAGUUUCAAGCACUGUUUCUUUUGAAGAAACAUUUUAUUUUCCUAUUCUUUUGCACCCUCUAGUGGGUUACGUUUCCAUGUGUAGGGCUUUAGUAUAGUUGUUACAUUACAUUGGACAUAUUUAAGACCGUUCCCGUACCUCUACUUUUACAGCUAACUCAAUUAAUUGAAAAUACAUGUUGUUGCAAGACGGUCAUAUAGACUGGGUCUCUGGUCAUUCUUUAGUAAAAGACGUGCUUAAAAUGUUGUACUAGACUGAGAAUACAUACAUAGGUUGUCUGCAUUGAAAAUAAAUGCAAAUAUUUACAGUGGUAUGAAAAGGUUUAGGCACAUCUCCGAGGCUGCAUAAUAAUUUACUCUGUCGUCACAGAAAAUUAUCACAGUGGCAUGCCAUUCAUUUUCUAAUAAAAGCUGAGUACUGGAGUAUUUUCCAGACAAAGAGUUUUAGUGUAGCAAUAUUAAGUUGUAUGAAAUUAAAUCAGAUGUGAAAAAUAGGCUAUGCAAAAAUUUGGGCACCCUUGUCAUUUUGUUGAUUUAAAUACCUGUAACUACUUAGCACUGAUUAAUUGGAACACACAAUUGGUUUGGUGAGCUCAUUAAGCCUUGAACUUCAUAGACAAGUGCAUCCAACAAUGAGAAAAGGUAUUUAAGGUGGCCAAUUGCAAGUUGUUGUUCUCUUUGACUCUCCUCUGAAGCGUGGCAACAUGGGGGCCUCAAAACAACUCUCAAAUGACCUGAAAACAAAGAUUAUUCAACAUUAUGGUUUAGUGAAAGGCUACAAAAAGCUGUCACAGAGAUUUAAGAUGUCAGUGUCCACUGUGAGGAACAUAGUGAGGAAAUGUAAGACCACAGACACAGUUCUUGUCAAGGGCAGAAGUGGCAGGCCAAGAAAAAUAUCGGAGAGGCAAAGGCGAUGGAUGGUGAGAACGGUCAAAAACAGCCCACAGACCACCUCCAAAGACCUACAACAUCAUCUUGCUGCAGAUGGUGUCACUGUGCAUCGUUCAACAAAUCAGCGCACUUUGCACAAGGAGAAGCUGUAUGGGAGAGUGAUGCGGAAGAAGCCUUUUCUGCACACGCGCCACAAACAGAGUCACUUGAGGUAUGCAAACGCACAUUUGGACAAGCCAGCUUCAUUUUGGAAAAAGGGGCUGUGGACUGAUGAAACAAAGAUUGAGUUAUUUGGUCAUAACAAGGGGCGUUAUGCAUGCCGGCAAAAGAACAGUGUUCCAAGAAAAACACUUGCUACCCGUAAAACUUGAUGGAGGUUCCAUCAUGCUGUGGGGCUGUGUAGCCAGUGCCGGUACUGGGAAUCUUGUUAAAGUUGAGGGUUGUAUGGAUUCCACUCAAUAUCAACAGAUUAUUGAGAAUAAUGUUGAAGAAUCAGUCACAAAGUUGAAGUGGGUUGAAUCUUUGAUGAUUUGAAGCGGGCUGUCCAUGCUCGGCAACCAUAAAACCUAACUGAACUGCAGAUGCUUUGUAAGGAGGAAUGGUCCAAAAUGCCUUCAUCCAGAAUCCAGACACUCAUUAGAGGCUAUAGGAAGCAUCUAGAGGCUGUUCUUUUUGCAACAGUAGGCUCUACUAAAUAUUGAUGUGAAUUUUCAGUUGGGAUGCCCAAAUUUAUGCACGUCUAAUUUCAUUUUGAUGCAUAUUGCACAUUUUCUGUUCAUCCAAUAAACCUAAUUUCACUACUGAAAUAUUACUGUGUCCAUCAGUUAUUUGAUAGAU